AUGGCCGCCGUAUAUCAUGAGGGCACUAUUAAAGGUGUUGAACCUGAUACAUUCAACGCUGAAAAACCAGCAGAACGACUUAGAACCGCCAUGAAAAAAUUAGGUACAGACGAGUCUGAGAUUAUCAAGGUCCUGUGUGAACACAACAACUAUCAGAGACAGCUGAUUAAAACAAUGUAUAAAACUAUGUAUGGUAGAGAUUUAGUAGAAGAUUUAGAGUCUGAGCUAUCAGGACAUUUUGAAGAACUGUGUCUGGGAUUGAUGAUGCCGUCCCGAUGUUUUGAUGCCUAUUGUCUCAGACAUGCUAUGAAGAGAAUUGGUACAAAAGAAAUAGUUCUAACAGAUAUCCUGGCCUCCAGAUCUAAUUGUGAAAUACAGGAAAUAAAACAGGUCUAUAAAAACGAUCUAUACCAGGUGGAACUAGAGGAUGAUAUAAAAAGUGAUGUAAGUGGUGACUAUUUAAGGGUAUUAAUUGGGUUACUCCAGGCUAACCGAGAUGAUACCCAAUCUGUUGAUGUUACCCUAGUAGAUAAAGACGUUCAAGAUCUCAAGGAGGCCGGGAUUAAUCAAACAGGAACCGAUGAAGACACUUUUACCAGGAUUUUAGUAAGACGCAGCAUUCCCCACCUGAGAGAGGUCUUCGAGAAAUAUGACAAUCUAGAAGGUGCUGUAAUAUCAGAAACUAGUGGAGAUCUUCAGAAAGCUUAUCUUUCUAUUUAUCGGUACGUGAAGGACCCAUUAGAAUAUUACGCUGGUUGUUUUAGAGAGAGUUUUUCUGGACCGGGAACAGACGAUGAACGUUUGAUACAACUCGUCGUCUCACAUUCAGAGAUAGAUUUAAAAGAUAUCAGCCUGGUCUACCAAAGAAUUUAUAAACAGAGUUUAACCGAGGCUAUACAGGACGAGUGUCGGGGCGAUUACGGGAAACUCAUCCUCAAAAUAGUCACCCCUGGUGAUGAUGCUUGCACCCCAGAGAGCUAAUGCGUUAUUUUACAAUUCUGUUGGUAGGUGACAAGUUAACAUCUCCACUUCGAGUAGCUGACAAAUGUUACCAUUAUGUUGAGUUUUUGUUAUAUUUUUCACUCUUUAAUUCUGCUGAUGCAGUGAACAUACAUUUUCAAACAAAAAGUUCAUAAAAAAUAGGAAUUUCGCCAGAACAACAUAUAUAUGAAUUUUUGUAAUAUUUGGUAAUAAAUCAACAAACGUCUUAUAUUUAAUAUUUGUUAACCGUUGGCCUUAUGUUCAACUUUAGUUUACAACUAAGGGGGCAGAGGGGGCAAAUGUGCUCUUAAAGUUCUUGUUGAUCUCAUAAACCUGUUUGAAAUUUACUGUAGAAAAUCUAAUUGACUGGAUCUCAUUUCUUGUUAUAAUCUCGUUCCUUUAUUAAUUUAUAAAAUACUGAAUUGUUAUGAAGGUUAAGAAAUAAAGUUAUAUAAAUACAAAUAAUUUUAUUCAACAGUAGCUUUAGAGUUAUCAAAUGACAAAUUGUAAUCCAAAGUUAUUCUGUAACAAAUUGAAGUGUCCUGAUUUUGUGGAUGAAAAAGUUUGUAACAGGGUGUCAUGAUGUAAAAUACAUUUUGUUAUCACAAUAUACAUGAUUGAAGUCACAGCUUCCUGUUUUACAAUUUGAGAUUAACAAGAGUUAUUCCCCUUACAUUAGAUUCAACAGUAGCCAUGGUGACUAAAAAUCAGAAAUAAAGGUACAUUCAGGACUGUAACUUAGGUCUUUUUUCUAUAAAAUCCUGUUGCUUUUUUAAGUCAGUUUUGUCUUGUAAUCAUAACGCUUUCAGUGGAAUUCAAACAUUUACCACAUUUACUGUAGACAUAAAAUAAUUCUAUAUAUUUAGUGAAUAUCAUAAUUACAUUUUCAAUUUUUAAAUGAAUUUUAUUGUUUGUUAAAUUCUACAUGAGGCAUUUGCCUUGAUAUAGUUACCGCCCUGACAUCAGGUGAUGAAAAAGCUUCUGAUAUGAAUACAUUAAUAUUUAUACACCCACGCCACCUCAAACAGUAAAAAUCCACCAAUAAUCUCAUUGUUCAAAACAAGGCACUAACACAGGUUUAUAGUUGUGUUCACUAAUUAUAGAGGUCAAGGUGGUUUAAAACUAAAUAUAUAAACAUAAAACUAAUAUUUCUAUAAUAGAUGUGCUAGACUUAAAAAAUACUUGAUUUCUCAUUAACAAAAAAGUUUAAAUGCCUUUUUGACUUUCAAAUAAAAAAUGGCUCUUUACUUCAAAAAGAAAAGAAAAGAAAAGAAAGUGAAAGUGAAAGUGAAAGUGAAAGGAAAAUAAAAGAAAUAAAAUGCCCAGUAUUUUCUAGACAUUGCAUUAUUUAGGCACUCCAUUCUUAAGAAAAUAUUCUUUUAAUAUAUUCAUAGCUUUACCACGGUGAGAAAGUGUAUGUUUCAGAUCUAUGUCCAUUUCAGCGAAUGUUUGUUCGUGUCCGUAUGGUUGAAAACAGGGGAUCCCAUCCAAAAUCUUUGGGGCCCCUGGGUUGGACUAUAGUUCCGUCACACUGCCCUUGAAAUAUUUCUAUUGGUGCCCCUUCCUGUCCGCUAGAAUACGCGUAGAUAGUCCUAUAUUUAAUAAAAACCAUUUUAUAUAGGGACCAGGUAAUCCUUUUAAAGCAUUAAAACAUAGACUGGUAUCACCCACUAUCACUGGACCAUUGACAUGUUCAGCUGCUAUC
Molecule: messenger RNA, 2686 nt
Organism: Lottia gigantea (owl limpet)
Lineage: Eukaryota; Metazoa; Mollusca; Gastropoda; Lottiidae
Exons: 10
Coding region: 1-981 (326 amino acids)
Cellular component (GO): cytoplasm
Molecular function (GO): calcium-dependent phospholipid binding; calcium ion binding
Source: RefSeq, a predicted model, not a curated record